Messenger RNA from Chenopodium quinoa (quinoa), 2327 nucleotides. Its product is annotated as probable glucuronoxylan glucuronosyltransferase F8H. NCBI's taxonomy places the organism in Eukaryota, Viridiplantae, Streptophyta, Magnoliopsida, Caryophyllales, Amaranthaceae. The coding region runs from base 448 to 1851 and encodes 467 amino acids. The transcript is spliced from 3 exons. Gene Ontology annotation, molecular function: glycosyltransferase activity. The record is from RefSeq and is a predicted model, not a curated record.
UAGUCUCAUAAAUACUCUAUUACUUUAUGUCCUACUUAUUUCUCUACUCCAUAUUAUUAAUUUCUUGCAAUCAAAAGUUGAUCUAGUUUAAAGUAAAAUAUAGCUAUGAGACAAAUAAUCAGGGGUAGAGGGAGUAUUAAUAACCUAUCAACCCAAUUCAAUAAUAAAAUGUUCACCAAUAAUACCAUCACCAUUAAUUGAAAGCAUAACAGAAAAUCAACCAAAUCCAAUACAAUAGUAGUAAGCAUCUCUCCCAACUACACUUGCAAAAAAAUUUCAUCAUCUUUAAGCAAAAACGAACCCCCAACAAACUUUCUUUCUUUCGUUCUUUCUCUCUCUAAACUAAGCUAGUCUUUGUUCCUUCUUCUCUACUUGAUCCCCAACACCAAACCAAGAAAAUCCCAUUUCACCCAACUCCUAAAUAAUCGCUUCCUAAUUUAAAAAAAAAUGGUGGAUUUUAACAUACCCAUCAAAGGAAGAAAAGGUUUCUAUGUUAGGAUGAAAUUUUCACACUCAAAUCACAAACAUGGUAGAAACAAAGAAAUCAUCAAUAAUCAUAAUUUCAAAAGAAACUCUAUAAUCUUUUACAGAGCAAUUAAAUGGUUUGUUUGGUUGUUUAUUUCAUUCUAUUUGUUCAUCUCUUUCCCUCCUUUACGAAACCAUUAUUCACCUUCUCCCUCGCUUUCGUCGUCAUCACCAUUGUCGUCCUCCUCCUCCUCCUCGCUUGCUAAGCCUCGCGCUCUCGCCGAGACACAGGACACGGGUUCUUCCUUUGCGGAUGCUGAUGAUGUCAAGAUUUAUGUUUACGAAUUGCCAGCUAAAUACAACCAAUAUUGGGUUCAAAACAACGAACGAUGCACCAAACAUUUGUUCGCAUCUGAAGUUGCUAUUCAUAGAGCUUUAUUAGAAAGUAAUGUUCGAACAUUUGACCCAAAUCAAGCGGAUUUCUUCUUUGUUCCUGUCUAUGUUUCUUGUAAUUUCAGCACAAUUAAUGGCUUCCCUGCUAUUGGACACGCUCGCUCCCUCAUUUCCUCUGCCGUUACUCACGUCUCCUCCGCCUUCCCCUUCUGGAACCGAAGCCGUGGAGCCGACCAUAUCUUCGUCGCUUCCCACGACUUCGGCGCCUGUUUUCAUACCAUGGAAAAUGUGGCAAUUGAAGAUGGUAUAAUGAAAGAAUUAAGAGGUUCGAUAAUUUUACAAACUUUCGGGGUGAAAUACAAACACCCGUGUCAAGCGGCGGAGAGUGUGGUGGUGCCGCCGUACAUACCGCCGGGAAGUGUACGUGCGACGGCCGAAAGGUGGCCGUUGGAUGGUCGUCGUGAUAUUUUUGCAUUUUUCAGGGGUAAAAUGGAGGUCAAUCCUAAGAAUGUCAGCGGCCGCUUUUACAGCAAGGCUGUAAGGACCCACAUUUGGCGGAAUUUCAACAAUAACCGGAGGUUUUACCUAAAGAGACAUAGGUACGCCGGUUACCAGUCAGAAAUCGCCCGGUCCGUGUUUUGUUUAUGUCCCCUAGGGUGGGCUCCGUGGAGUCCACGCCUGGUCGAAUCGGUUGCACUUGGGUGCGUACCCGUGAUCAUAGCGGAUGGCAUUAAGUUGCCAUUCGAAGACGUCGUGCCUUGGGCCAACAUAUCCUUGACCGUGGCGGAGCGCGACGUCGCAAAGCUAGGUUCAAUCCUCGAUCACGUGUCCCGGACCAACCUCACGGCCAUCCAAAGAAACCUGUGGGACCCAAAUGUGAGUAGGGCCCUCCUUUUCAACGAUCGGAUCGAAAAAGGGGAUGCCACGUGGCAGGUUCUUCGCACUCUUAGUACAAAGAUGGCCCACCAUAGGACGAGGGUUUCUGACCAAUAAGGACAGGACACGUGGGAGAAAGUCAUUGGUGGGGUCAGGUUUGCCAGCUUGGAAUUUCGAGAUUUAAUUUGGGUAUUUGCAUGAGAAAUUUGAUAAUGGAAGCCAGUUGGAGUGUUUUUCUAGGGAGUUGUGACAAGCUGUGAACACUGUUUUUUACUACACCCCAUUAUUUUUUCUGACACAAGAAAGAUAAGAUUGGGUGACACAAUAUUAUUUUGGUGACGUGGCGGAUUCUGGUUGGAUGUGGAAGACGGUUCAUGUGAUGAAAGAGAAAAAAAUUCAAUUUUUAAAUUUUUUAGAUUUUUUUGAAAAAAUACAAUUUUUUUUAAUUUUUGGAGUUUAUACUUUUUAUACAGAGGAAUUAUUAUUGUAUAGAUGUAAUGUCAGAAACGAGCCUGUAAAAAUUAGGGAAUAUACAAUGUACAGUUGAAUACUUGAAUAUUGAUAAAUUUUGAGAAGAGAGUGACAUAAUUAAA